Molecule: messenger RNA, 1384 nt
Organism: Cuscuta campestris
Lineage: Eukaryota; Viridiplantae; Streptophyta; Magnoliopsida; Solanales; Convolvulaceae
Source: the annotation of a GenBank genome assembly
CUUACAUAAAUCCUUAACAGCUCCAUUAGGAAAAAGAAAGGAAGAAGACAAUGCCGUCUCGAAGGCACUGUCAUGUCCGCUAGCCAUUGAGCUCUGUCCCGUUCACGUUCAUACACUCUGGAUGCUGCGAAAACCUUCAGUAGCAGAAAUGGAGGAAGCGAAGGCUAUAGCUCAGCAGCAUCUCUUGCAACAGAUCCAACGACAGAAACAGCAGCAAGAAGCCAUGGCUCGCUUCCCUUCCAACAUCGACGCGCAUCUUCGUCCCCAAUCCUUCCUCCACCGCCAACAAUCCCAGUCUCAGAUUCAGCCUCCUAAUCCCAAUCAACAAAACCCUAACCCUAGCUCCGCUCUUCAGAUCCCUAUUCAGCAAAAUCCCAACGCUAGUCCUUCGCAACAACAACAACAGCAGCAGCAGCCGAAGGUUAACCGUCCGGCUCAGGCUUCGACUCCUGCUGAGCUGCAGAUGGCUUACCAGGACGCUUGGCGAGUCUGUCACCCCGACUUCAAGCGCCCUUUCUCUUCCAUAGAAGAUGCCUGCGAAAGGCUUCUUCCCUAUCAUGUUGUUGCCGACUAUGAAGCAGAGGAAGACGACAAAAUCCUUGAUUCAGACACGACAGGCCAAAUUUUUUCUCGCUCCCAGCAAUGGGACCACAACAUUUCUGCAAAAGUCGCCGAGUUUACCGCCACAUUUGAGAAACAAGUGCUUGCAUUCAACAUCAUUUCGCGAAAACGAGAACAAGGGGAAUUCCGAACGGAGGAGAAGCUGCAGAUCGAGCAGAUGCUAGCUCAAGAGGAGAGAAGGGCUUACAUGGAGUUGAGGGCAGAGAUGGAGGCUAGGAACAAAGCAGGGCGAGAGAGCCAUGAUGCCAAUAUGCAAAUGGCAGCCAUGGUUCAAGCCGAGCAGGCUCGGGCUGAAUCACAAGCACGCGCGGAGAUGAUGAUGAUGUCACGGGCCCCCAUUCGAGCAAGUGCACUUGCUGGGCCUCAGGGAGGUAAUAUUGUGAUGGGCCAUGACGGCGGCGAGGAAGUCAAAGAUGAUGAGAUGAUGAAUGGAUGGGGUAACAACACACAGAAAGAUGACAAGGAGCCGUCGGAUGAUUUUCUGAAUGAUGAGGAGACCGAUAAUGGAGAUGGCAUUCAAAGCGACUGGCGCGGAGGGGGAGAGUUGGAUCUCAAUACAAGAUGAUGAAUAAUAUUAAGGGAAGUUAAGAAAAAUGUUGUGACUUUUCUGCCGGGACUUGUUGUAUUGUACAGAAGCUGUACCUUAAAUUCAUUGUAUUGUACUAGGUCAGAAGAAGUUACUUCGGACGGAGUAUAAACGGAAACCGGCCAGAAGCUGUUCUUACACACUAAUUGAUUCGAAACAACUCUUCGGAAUAUUGGA